AGACUCUCAAGUCACACAAGAUAAACGCUUAUAAAAGGGCCUUGAGGAAGCUUUCCCUUUCUCUCUCUCUCUACUCAAGAUUAUCAUGAGCACUCCAAUAGAAAAGCAAUUUUCUUACACAUUUAUUGACUCUACAGACUCUGUUCUAUAUAAAAAUCUUUGGAAGAAACGGGUAGCCAAAGCUAUUUUCUAUGGUAUUGUGCUUUUCUCUCUCUCUACUUUAGGAGCAUUAUUAAACACCCAAUGCUUUUACGAUACUUUCAAAGACAAGUCAAUGAGAUCGAAUGGAUUUGAUGCAAGCGAUAUACAUGUUGCCUCUGACUAUAACUGUACCGAAGAACCACUUAUUCCAUACAAGGGCGAGUCUUACUUUGAGUUUGAUCAAGCUAUUUUUCCUCGAUUAUCAAUUCAACAAAGAACCAAUAGUACCAUUCGCAAAAAUCAGCAUCAUUUUGUGAGAGGAAAGACUCGACUCAUAUGGAAUCCGAGGCUUUUAUAUCCUACGGUUGAUUUUGAUCUCAAGUUUAGCAAUGAAGAACUACAAGACAGUUUCUCGAUUGAAAAAAAUGAGUAUCCCGAAGAUGGCGUGUUGUCUUUAUUAAUCAAGGGGGAUCAAUCUGUCCUUGCUGAAGGCUGUAUUAAACUGGAUGUCUCAAUCAAUAUUCCUGGUAUUGAUUCGCUAAAACGAUUGGACAUUGGUACAAUUUUUAGCGACGUUAUUUUCAUGAACGAUAUGAUUUGUAAAGAAGGAGUCGAUAUAAAAACGGUCAAAGGAGAUAUUGGUUUUGAAGCAACCAUAAGUGUAGGAAAAUCAGUGCUAAGCAGUGUCAAUGGCGAUAUCAAAGGAAAUAUUGAAGUUUUGACAGACGACAUUGAUAUGGGUACUGCUAAAGGGGACAUAGUAGUCACAAUCAAUACCAUUGAUCAGGGCGACAAGGAAGCUAUUAAGAUCAAAAGCAACGUUGUAAAAGGGCUUAGUCAGAUUCUAGUACCUGAAUCUUUUGAAAGCCAAUAUGAAUUGACCUCUGUAAAAGGAAAGCGAUAUAUUGAUGCUUCUCUGCCCGAAAAAAUUCAUCAAAAGUCUAAAGGAUGGUUUACUACAAAGGGAUAUUUUGGAAACAAUGAAGAAACUAAAAACAAAGUUGAAUUGCACGGUGUAAACAGCGAUAUUAAUUUGUAUUACUUUUAAACAAUGUGAUAAUUUAGAAAGUACAACUAGUGUUUUAUGCACUUUUUGACUGUGUAUACAAUAAAAUCAAUCUUUUUGCACACUAAGCCAAA
Messenger RNA from Gilbertella persicaria, 1281 nucleotides. RefSeq lists its product as uncharacterized. Bases 86 to 1189 code for a protein of 367 amino acids. The transcript is spliced from 5 exons. Lineage: Eukaryota; Fungi; Mucoromycota; Mucoromycetes; Mucorales; Choanephoraceae. The record is from RefSeq and is a predicted model, not a curated record.